AUGGCGGCGGUGGGACCAGUCGGAGCCGGUGGCCCAUACGCUGCACCAGUGAUUGGUGGUGGUCCAGCCAUUGGAGGAGGAGCCUACCAAGCUCCAGUACUUGGUGGAGGAGCUGGUGGCGGCUACCAAGGUCCAGUUGUCGCAGGUGGUGGAGCUUAUGGCGGAGGACCUGGCUACGUUGGUGGAGCUGGCGUUGGCGGUGUUGGUGGAGGAGCUGGUGGAGGUUACAUAGCACCAGCGGCUGGUGCUGGUGGCUUCGAAGGAGCCAGUCAAGGAGUUUCAGGAGGUGCUGGUGGUACCACAUACCAAGAAGGUCCUGCUGCUAUUGCUCCGAUAGCACCACAGCCGCAACAACAAACUUUCCAACAACCUAGUGGUGGUGUAGCUCCACCAUCGGGAGGAGCCACUUAUCAACAAGUUACCAUUGAUACUCAGCAACCAGUGGAAGCUAGCGAAUCGGUGGCGACAUCAGAGAAUUUCGCACCUGCGCCGUCGGUUGAUACUGCCCCUAUUGAGACCCCAGCUGCCAAUGUCGGCGCAGCCAGCGAGCAACAGCCUGCUCAAGUAGAGACAGUUGAAAGCUCACAAACCGCAGCACAAGUCCCUGCCGGAACUGAAGCACCGAAAGAGGAGUCAAGCUAUGACGACAUCAUCGAAGAGCAACAAGCGACCGACAACACUCAUUCGAACUCUUCUCCUUCGACAAAUGAUGUUGACUACGCCAAUGAAGCCGGUGACGAGGGUAAUUGCGAUGAUGCAGAAUUGAAGGCAAUCGUAGAAGGAGCAUUGUCAUCUGAAAAGGAUAACCUCGAGGCAGCCCGUAAGAUCGAGAGCGAUGCCGCCGCGAAAUUCGGUGGACGUUUCAAUGCGAUCGUAUCCGACGCAGAAUUCGCCUAUGUGAACUGGUAUGGCAAGAGGAACUGUCAGCUACGUAUCGAAAAUCGCCAUUCGCUGACUUGGGAGGACUAA
Cooperia oncophora is the source of this 969-nucleotide messenger RNA. NCBI's taxonomy places the organism in Eukaryota, Metazoa, Nematoda, Chromadorea, Rhabditida, Trichostrongylidae. The record is from the annotation of a GenBank genome assembly.